Molecule: messenger RNA, 4556 nt
Organism: Megalobrama amblycephala (Wuchang bream)
Lineage: Eukaryota; Metazoa; Chordata; Actinopteri; Cypriniformes; Xenocyprididae
Product: interferon gamma receptor 1-like
Exons: 7
Coding region: 143-1270 (375 amino acids)
Molecular function (GO): protein binding
Source: RefSeq, a predicted model, not a curated record
GAAUAUUUGGCAACCCAGAUCGAGUCCAGUAGAGGCAAACGCUCAGAGCCACGAGCACAAAGCCGAGUCAGGAAAUGUCUGUCGGGUCUCGGACGCGCUUCUGAAGUCGGCCUGAGAAUUUUUUGAAAACCGGUUUACCACAAUGCCGAUGGAUCCUAUAUUCCAGUUUGGGGUGUUUUACGCGUUAUUGUGUCACUGCGUCUUUGGUUCUGUUCCUUCUGCAACAAACGUCAGUGUUGUUUGCCACAACUUUGUGAAUGUGUUGUACUGGAACUACAGUCAUCCAGCUGAACAGCUGAAGUUCAGUGUACUGGUCAAACCUUAUCAAAGUGAUCCCCAAACUGUUGACACUUCCCAGACGUACCUUGAUAUCAGCAACUACAGCAAAGAUGCGGCUGAUGAUUACUCUGUGUCUGUGACGGCACAUGUUGGACAAGAGAAAUCAGAAAGUGCCUCCAUUAAAUUCACCUACAGCGAAGACUUUUAUGAUGCGAUCCAGCAUAAAUAUAAAUGCUCUUUGGACUUUCCAGCUGUAAAUGAUUCUGUCCACAAAGAUGUGAUUGAAGUGUCCUUUUGGCACCCUUCCUUAAUUUAUGAGCAAGACAUUCCAGAUGAAGAAUUCAUAUACACAAUCACUCAUGAUCAGAAAAAGACUUCAUACCUAUGUUUUUAUGAUGAGGAUGUAUGCACUGCAAAAAUCCACCUUAAGCAAAGUUUGGCCGGACGUUGUGUUGAGUUGAAGUUUGAAGGGAAGAUUGCUGCUAUUCCUACAUAUACCUACAAAAACGUCUGUGUCCCUGAGCAGACGCCUGAGACUGACCACACAGGAUUAAUCGCGGCUUUGCUGGGAGGAGGGUUCGUGUUGCUCUUCAUUACCGUGGGCGUUGUUUGGGUCCUCUACAAGAAGUGGAACGACUGGCCCAAAGUUCCUGAAGUUUUGCGGAGCAUAAUUCCUGGCCAAACUACUACAGCACUCCUUCCACAAUCCGAGCAGCCCGCCUUUCCUCAACCGCAACGUUUUGGACACCAACCCCUACUGAACGAAAUCAGCCAUGAAUCCGGUGGUUCUACCCCUGAUUCUCCAGUCUGUGAAAUAACUGACCUUGAUGACACAGAUCCGUAUGAACCUAAGCUUCCUAUAACGGAGGAUAGUGAUGGUGAAUCUACAGUCAUCGAACCGUCUGGUUAUAACAGUCCAAAAAACCUUGAGAUUGAGAUUGGUCCAGAGGACUUUGCUGAGGGAUACGGUCCACGGCCAGCAGUAAUUUAGGUCUUAAUUUGUGUAAGAAUGACAAAGGAAAAUCUUUCCAUGUCUUGUAGAAAGAUGGUUUGUUCACACAAAGUCGUUUAAUGAAAUCUUUAUGGUCCAUUAGCAAUUUCACACACUGGGUUGUGCUUAACACCCACUGACACUAGAUGCUCCCAUUAAAACCAUCAAAGCUGUCUACAGUGCAGCCAGUGAGUAGAUCUUUUGAUUAUGGUGAGAGCGAUCUAGUUUUGUUGUAAUGCUUGUAGUUUAGACAGUGGGAACAUUUACAUGCACAUCCAACUCCCAAAAAUCAGCUUACUGAAUAAACCCGUCCUGGUUUACAUGCAAACCAAUAACCUGGCAAUGCAAGUUAAAGGUGCAAUAGGAUAUUUUCAAAGGUUCUAGCAAUAGCGAGAUAGCAUUCAAAUCAUAACAUCCCACCCUCCCCUCAGAGCGUCUCCAAAGCCACGCACACACAGUUGCUCUCGGCAAAGCAAGAGCAAGAGAUGGCGUCUCAAAGCAUGUAAUAUUACAAUAAUAAUGAACGUAAACAACUUGGAGAGCUUGUACCUGACUGCUGCAGAUUCAUUUCGGAGUUGAUAAAUACAUAAUUCCGAGUCUGAGGACGUGAACAGCUCUGGUUAAAACAUUACAUCUUUUAAUUACAGUAGUUAUGGCAUGAACGCAGCUUUGUUCGGUUCGGUUGGAACUGUAAAAGGCGGCUGCUGUUUGUUUGCGCUGCUCUGCGACUGACGUCUGUCUAACUCUGCACAGCAUGAAACGCGCCGAUGACGUAUGAUGUCUGCGCAAACAGGGUGCGGGAGGGAAUGUAAAAACAUACAUUGACAGACAGGUAGGACAUCGUAUUAUUUAAUUAUACCAAAUAUAAUAAUUAGAUGAACAUUUUAUGGUCUGACGCCUUCCACAGAAGAUAAAUAUUUUUAAAAAUACAUUUAGACCAUUUAGACCAGACUGCUAUCAGGAGACUUUCAAGCUUUUGCACCUUUAACCGUGUUUACAGGAUUUAAAAAAAACUCAAGUUAUUCCCCAGUAGUAAUGUCCAAAUUCAAUCAUUUGCGUAUCUGACUCGAGUAGUAGUAUUAAAAACUUUUUAACAUCACAUGAAGUGAAUGACUCACAUUUUUAUGUGAUGUUAAAGAGUUUUUAAUACUCAAAUAUCAGCAGCAACUUGUAACAACUCAUAUUUUCCACUCAUGCAAUGUAGUAUUUUGACUGAACCAAUUAUGCUUUGGUUGAACGAGAUGUGAAUUUUUUAUUUUUUUUUAUAUGAACAUUUUUAUAAUUUUUUGGGGUCAAGAAAGAGUCAAAGCAUGCAAUACACUUUUCUGUUACAUUUCAUACACGUGCACUUCAUUAAGCCCACAGAACGCAGGGUAAUGUUUACGGGAGUAACGGGCUGAAAUCUAGCUGUAUCAACCGGUUUUAGCUGUUUCUGUCCUUACUCUGAUAAACAUGUUAAUACUUUUACAUGACCACCCACAUCGUCAGCUUAUUAAGCAUAAUCAGGUGAAGAACGUGCAUGUAAACGCUCUCAGUGUUAACUAAAGCCAUGGUGAGUUUCCCAAUAACCUGCAUUAAAUGAUUGUGUAAAUAAAAUAAUUUUGGUGAAAAUGUUAAGGGUGUCUACACAGGGCACUAUAAGAAAGAAAAGCCAUAGAAAAAUGGACAAAGUCAUGUCAGAAAUAUACCAGAACUUUUCCCCUAAGUUUAUGGACAUUUCAGUCCUAAAACACAACACGCUUAAAAGCAUAAUUCAGAUUAUGGGUAAAAUACCUGUGGGAAAAAAAAGGAAUACAGAAAAUGUCUUAAUAUUAAGGUACAUUAUGGUGUUUAUGCUACAUCAGAAGAUGAUGGGAAUGCAAAUACGAUGCUCCAUCAGUCAACCAAAAACUUGUGAAAAUUAGAAUUUUUGCUGAAACGCACUCUGAGGUAAGCAUCCGUUAACCAAUGAGAAGUUCAUAGAGCCGUUUCAAAAAAUCCAUUUUGCUGUUUUCCCACUCUACAACAUCAAAACUCAUCUUGCACACUCCUGUCUGUCAAACGCUCCGGCAAGUCUUCUCUAGUCCGAGAAAGUGCUUAUGAGCCAUAACUUUAUUUUUCUUGAUUUUAUCAAGAAACGCAUGUACAGAUCAUGGCAUACAUUUAUGUUUGGGGCACUUAAAGUUCUGGAUCCAGUCCUGCUGUAGGUUUAACUGUGGAGAACUUGUUUGUCAAAGGAUUUUCCAGACCUGUUACUUUGCCAAGUUGAAUAUCUCACUUGUUUAUGUCGCUAUAUACACAUUUCAAUACAGUGGUAUAAUCUGUUACAUACAGUAUGUAAAGUUGUUGCUUCGAUAACAUCAUAUUCAAGUGUCUAAUAAUGACAAUAACAGGCUACAUUUAAUAUCUGCCAGAAGCUUCUCUGUAAUUGUACAUUUCUGUGGUUGAAAAGACAUUAUGUAGGUUAAAAAGAGCAAUCAGCAUUACUCUGAAUGCCUCGAGCAAACAUUUCAUGAUAUAGUUGUGAUGUUACUUUUUGGUAUUUAAAAAGUGUCAAAAUGUAAUUCUGGGGAAAAUACAUGUGGUAUGCAUUUUUUUUUUUUUAACUCUAUGCACUUUUUUAUUAAAUCCCUUCUAAUUUUUAAGUUUCUUUUCAUUUUAAAGCAUUACGCCUUUUAAAAAAAAAAAAGAAAAAGAAAAAAAAAAAAAAAAAAAGAAAAUAUUGCACUUAAUCAAGUUUUAUCAAGAAUGUAGGAAUCUCCACACUGACCAGACAAGAUGGCUAUAAAAAAAAAAAAAAAAGGCUCGCUCAAUUAUGAAGUUAGCUUAGGGCCAGGGUGGGCAAACUCGAUCCUGGAGGGCCACUGUCCUGCAGGGACAGCGGCCCUCCAGGACCGAGUUUGCCCACCCUUAGGGCCCCAAAAAUGACAAUCCCAUCCCUUACUAACUGUACAAAGUAUUCUCAUUUACAUGUGUGCAUUUGGCAGAACUUGUCAUCUGAAUUCACACACAAUGACUUCAAUGCAUACAGUUGAUCAGUGGGUAUUUCCAGGAAAUUGCACUCAUGGCCUAGCUGUUGCUAGUGCCAUAGUGUGCCAGUCGAGUUUGACGAUUUUGUAUGUGUGUGUCAAGUUCAUGCUGUUUUUUUGUUUUUUUAAUAUUUUAAUUUAAUUUGAUUUGUCUGUAUAUAAUGUCUGUUUGAUGUUCAUAUGUAUUUCCAAAUUAAGUUGCUAGAAAUUUAAAUUGCAAUAAACCAAGUGACUGGCUUCUUUACUUAAGCUGUUUAUUAAACCUUUGGGGCACUCUA